Messenger RNA from Gossypium raimondii (Peruvian cotton), 1361 nucleotides. Its product is annotated as protein IN CHLOROPLAST ATPASE BIOGENESIS, chloroplastic. The coding region runs from base 100 to 1119 and encodes 339 amino acids. The transcript is spliced from 11 exons. The record is from RefSeq and is a predicted model, not a curated record. Lineage: Eukaryota; Viridiplantae; Streptophyta; Magnoliopsida; Malvales; Malvaceae.
UUUGGUUUGGUUGGGCGUCUUAUCUUAUUCUCUCUACAAACAACAAUAAGCCCUGUAAUUGGUGUCUACACUCUCACAGUCCACAAAUACAGCAGCAACAUGAAGGCUGGGCUGCUGGGAAUGCUGCACUCACCUCCUUGUGCUACCUCAGUUCCUCUCCGUCAUGUUAGAGCCAGGGUUACUUGUUCUUCUUCCUCUGGCCAUGUAUCAUUCAUUAAAGAUGUAGCUGCUACUCAACCACCUGAGAAUCUUCAGCACUUGCUUAAAAUGCUUCAAACUAGAGGUGAAACCAUAGUUUCUCCAGGAUCAAGGCACGGGUUAAUCCCCCUUGCCAUUCCUCUUUCAGAAAAUAUGUCAGGUUCUAUGACUGCUUUGCUGCGGUGGCCAACUGCUCCACCUGGAAUGGAGAUGCCAGUUGUGGAAGUUCGCAAGCAUGGGGUGUGGCUUCUAGCCAACAAUGUAGAUCAAUAUAUCCAUAGAAUCCUAGUUGAAGAAGAUGCUGAUGAAUCACAUGGAAGUAAUGGUGAAUUAUUUCAUGCUUCAUCUGAGGCUGGCAAGAAACUCUAUACUAGGGGUGAUUUUGCUGAAUCAAAAAUCUCCAAUCUUGAUGGUUAUCUCUUGAAAAAGGUUGGACUGUUUCCAGAUUUGUUGGAGCGAAAAGUUAUGCGACAUUUUGAGGAAGGGGAUCAAGUUUCUGCUUUGGUGACAGGGGAAUUCUAUACAAAGAAGGAUCUCUUUCCUGGAUUUGGAAGGCCUUUUGUAUUUAAUGCAGAGAUUUUGCUUAAAGUAGGGCGCGCAUCAGAGGCAAAAGAUUCUGCAAGGGUGGCUUUGAAAUCACCAUGGUGGACUUUAGGCUGCACAUAUCAGGAUGUUGCCAGUAUUGCACAGUGGGAGGAUGAGCAAAUCGAGUACAUCAAAGAGAAGGUGUCGGAAGAAGGUAGACAAGAAGACUUGAAGAAAGGGAAGGCUUUGGCUCAGGUAGCAUUAGAUGAGGCUGCUUUUCUGCUGGAUUUAGCUUCCAUUGAUGGAACUUGGGGGGACUAUCUGGACCGCAUCGCAGAAUGUUACAAAGAGGCUGGUCUCGGUGAAAUUGCAAAUUUUAUUUUGUAUAGAGAUUAAGAUUUGAGCAUGAGUAAAAAGAAACCAAUAGUUGAGAAGUUGCCAAUUUUUGAAUGACUUUAUUCAUAUAGAGAGGAAUAAUUUUAUUUAUUUAUUUAUUUUCGAGAAACUAUUGUUGUAUAGAGUGAGGUUGAAAAAUCAUCGAUGCAGACUCUGAUAGGUUCACUUGGAGAAUGUUAUUGCUUUCUUACUUAUGAUUUGUUCAGUUGGGAUGCUUCUUCUAUAUAUUUUCGUCUUCUUUC